UCAGAGAGAGCGGUCGGCCGGUCGAUAUCGGCUGCGUUUCGUUGUCUCGCGAUGACUGAAGUGCUUAAACGUGGAUUCAGUGUUUGUGUGUGAUGAUGUGUUGUUCUGGUAUCGGUUAAGAUGCGUGAGGGUGUAACGUUUGCGGUGCUGGCUUUUCUGGCGGCCGCGGGCGCCUGCCCUGGCCCAUUGCCCCAGGGUUGCGCCUGCACAGAUGGUGGCACUCGGCUGACCUGCCGUUCCGCUGGGCUGCAGCAUCUACCACCUAUGAAUGAACGGUUGAUUUCUGUAGAUGUCUCCCAUAACAAUAUCAGCGUGCUACCUUCAGAUGCCCUACUCCUAGCCACCGGACUAAGAGAUUUGAAUCUAUCGGCGAAUCGGCUUCAGAGGGUCGCUGAAGGUGCACUGAAUAGUCCAUCACUGGCAAGGCUGUGGUUAGACAGCUGUUUUCUGGUGGAGCUGCCCACGGCGAGACUAUCUCGGCUGCACUAUCUGUCAGCAGAAGAGAAUUUAAUAUCAGAAAUAAAGGCUGAUGUGUUCUCCGAGAUACGGUUCCUUCGUGUUUUGCGCCUGUCUCGCAAUCGACUGUCUUCUGUUCCUGAAGCAUUGACAUACACAACACGGCUUCAGGCAUUGAAUCUCGCUGGCAACUUGAUCACGGAACUCACAGAUUCAUCACUGCCAUCAUUGCCAGUUCUUCACACAUUAAUACUAAAACGCAACCGGAUCUCACACAUUGGCCCCAACUCGUUCGUCCAAACGCCGGCACUACGUGUAUUACGUCUUGAAGAUAACCUGCUGACGGAGUUGCCACCUGCCAUCCACCUACUACCAAUGUUAGAAGAUUUGUCAUUAGCAAACAACAGAAUAGAGGAAGUCGCUAUGGGGUUGCAGACGUGUUCGCGGCUGACCCGUCUGGAACUUCGGGGGAAUCCCCUUUCUCGAUUGCACCCACAGGCGGUUGAACACCUGCCCAGACUAACCACACUUAUCCUAUCAGAAGCCCGUGGUCUACCUGAUGUUCCAUCACUGAACGGAUCUACACGUCUUCGGACGCUCCGAGUGGACCGUGCAAGACUCACCAAGCUGCCAACCCAUUUAUGUGCCCAUGUACCUCAGCUACGGGCAUUGGAUGUAAGAUCAAACCAACUGGACGAAGUACCUGAUCUUCAUGAAUGUUCGGAACUUCGGGUCCUGGAUUUGUCAGAUAACAAAAUAACGACGAUUGGGAAUGGUGCGUUGAGAGGUUUGCGACGCCUUCACGAUCUGAUGCUGGCUAGGAACCGCAUCAAGAAGAUACCAUCUGAUGCAUUCUUGCAAACCAACCGGCUUCAAUUACUAGACCUGGAAGACAAUCAAAUCGAACAUAUAGAUUUAGAGGCGUUCGUCCCGAUCACUAAAUUGGAAGACUUGAAUGUAGGCAACAAUGUGUUUCCCAGCCUACCAGCCAGUGGUCUGCAGAAACUCCUCCACUUGAAGGCCCACAAUAAUCCAAAUCUACGCCACUUCCACCCUCCAGAACUAUUCCCCAGGAUACAAACCCUGGUCCUCUCCUACGCUUACCACUGCUGCGAGUUCCUUCCACUUAUGGAGGAGACGGGAAGUGGUGAGGAAUGGGAGAGAGAGGGAUUCAGUGAUCUGGUUCUGCUUCCCCCAGCACAUGUGGACUUAGCAGCCUGGGCGAAUGCCACUGACAUAUGGCCACAUUAUUUAAACGCAACAGGCGAACGUGGCUCUCGUCUACCGGCACCUGGGACCUGGAGUGGAGUUGAGGUUCGUUCAGCUGGAAGACAAGUUCGCUGUUUACCACUACCAGGCCCAUUCCUUCCUUGCGUGGACCUAUUUGACUGGUGGACACUUCGGUGCGGUGUAUGGGCCGUGUUCCUACUCGCGCUGUUGGGGAACGGUACCGUGGUGUUCGUCUUGGUGUUCAGCAGAAGCCGUAUAGACGUACCCAGGUUCUUGGUGACGAAUCUGGCUGCCGCUGACUUCUUCAUGGGAAUCUAUUUGGGUUUCCUAGCGGUGGUCGACGCUGGUACUUUGGGAGAAUUUCGAGCUCAUGCCAUCGCCUGGCAAAUGUCUGGCGGAUGCCGCCUCGCUGGAUUUUUAGGAGUGCUCUCUUCCGAACUCUCUGUUUACACCCUCGCUGUUAUAACCCUGGAAAGAAACUACGCGAUCACCCACGCCAUGCAUUUAAACAAGAGAUUGUCUCUCAGACACGCUGCUGUUGUGAUGGCGGCUGGAUGGGCGUUUUCACUGACAGCGGCUUCCUUACCACUGUUGGGCGUGUCGGACUAUAGAAAAUUCGCUGUCUGCCUUCCCUUUGAGACCAGUACAGCCGUCUCCCUCAGCUACGUGGUCGCUCUAUUGGUUAUCAACGGAAUCGCUUUCCUGGUCCUGCUUGGAUGCUACCUUAAAAUGUACUGCGCGAUCCGCGGAUCGCAGGCUUGGAACUCAAACGACUCUCGGAUAGCAAAACGAAUGGCUCUUCUGGUCUUCACGGAUUUCUUGUGCUGGUCCCCUAUAGCGUUCUUCGCUUUGACUGCGGCGUUUGGAGCGCAAUUGGUAUCAUUGGAGGAAGCCAAAGUCUUCACUGUAUUUGUUCUGCCAUUAAAUUCUUGCUGCAAUCCGUUUCUGUAUGCGAUCCUGACGAAGCAGUUUAAGAAGGACUGUGCUCUGGUGUGUAAAGCGAUAGAGGAGUCAAGAGUUACCAGAGGUAUAGGAAGGUGUAGGCAUUCGUCUAACUUCAGUAAUAGACAGACUCCGGCUAACACUAACAGUUUGGCGGAAAGAUCGUCCAGGGGACAACAUGGGACGACGUGUGCCUGUCGAAGACUGUUGCCAACAAGCGCUCCUGUUGUCAGUGAAACUAAUACGAAUACUGCUUCUGGAGAAGCGAGCGGUGAAAGGCUCCUACGUUGGCUUCGAGCCUGUGGACGUCGAUCCACCACCCCAGCACCUCCUACUCCACGCCAGGUCCCGACAGCACCAGCUCGCACUGGUUCAGUGUCUUCAUCAGUGGAAUUUUCUUCGUCCCGUUCAGACUCUUGGCGGACCUACGGCCGUCCCCCUCCCCCACCGCGGAGAGCCGCGUCCUGGCUCGUAGCAAGAAAAACCUCGCAGGACUCCAACCUGUCCUCAUCUCGUAAUGAUUCGUCUGGGUCCAACGCGACGGCAUCCACUGGGACUUGGAGGACAUCCAGGUCAGGCGGUAGCGCAACGACCACUGGCUCCAGACCUCGACUAACACGACAGCCAGCGAUUGUGGCAGAUGAGCCCCCGGCUUCGCCUGUCGCUUUGCCACCACCACGUCUUUUGCAUACCAUACCAUCAGCGGCUGAAACGGAGAUUCAGCCAGAAGAGUGUGACUUAAAAUAAAUUAGCAAAACGUUUAUCACAGAUUAGUAUUAGGUUGGUGGCCACAGUGAACAGAAUAUGACCAUAGACAAUUAGAAAAUUACUAAGUAACCAUGACAAACAACACGAAAUACAGUUUAAACUUAAUAAAGACUUUAUGUGGGAGCCCCCAUGUUUUAAUUGUAUAUAAAUAUAGUACAUAAUAUAGUGUUAAAUAAAUUGUUUUGUUACAUAUAUUUAUGGAUAAGAUAUAAUAUGUAGGUACCAAAAAUUAAGCCGAUGUGGGGUUUUCAGAUGUAAUAAAAACCAUAAACAAUAUCGGAUAUAUUUUAAAAAGUUACUGAAUGUUAUUGGAUCUGGACAGUUCUUGUUAUUAUUGAAAAUGGAAAUUCCCAAAAGAUAUAUAUAUUUUUAAAGAUCUUUUAGUAUUUUGGCGCCUGUACAUCGUUAAAGAUUCUGUUUAUGUUUGCUGUUUCAAAGUGUAAUUAAUUGAAUUCAUUAGUUCGUUAUUUUUAUUUAAUAGCCCACAGCAUUAAACAUCAUUAUCUGAUACGAGAGUACAGUCGCCAUUGCAGCUCUUGGCUCUAUCAAAAAAAUAGAUGUGUCUUAAACUACCGUCCAUUAUCGCUGUCGCAUGAAGAGCCAACUUUGAAACUACCCUCAAACGUAGAUAAGCCAACAUGACAAAUAAUUAUGUACAGUAUUAUUAAGUAAGUGUGUUAUAGUAAAAUAUAUGAGUAUAGAAUUAAAUGUAUGAAGUGAUAUUAUUUGUAAAUUUUGAUGUGAAUAUUUGAAACAGUAUUUAACAAUGUUAUUUAAAUUACUAUAUACAAACUAGGAUUUUAUAUUGUAGAGUUGUUAAUUUUUUAAUAAGGUCGCGUUGGUGCGAAUUAGCCUUGAAUCAUAAAGAAUAAAUCAUUCUUAGUUCACCGAAUACACUCCGGCUCGAAGGACCAUAUAUGAAAUAGCGUAUUCAUCCAGGUUUUUAAAGAUCCUCAGAUUAAUCGGCUGAUAGUAUGCUGAUUUAACUAUAAUUAUGUUUGAAUAAUUAUUGUUAAAUAAAAGGAAGAAAGAAAAGUAAGCUAAAGUUAAAACGCUCAACAUGCAAUUAGAAUCCAGAUGGGACGUAAGUAAUUGGUUUAUAUUUAGUCUUGCGAGGGUGAUCAACCCAAGUGUUCUGCAAGAACUUGGUUUCUUUGGGGAUAUGAGUGACGCGGAAGGCCAAGGUCGUUGGCGAUACCAAGAGAUGGAACCAGUCUGUUGCAGAGAUCCCAGUUAACAAAGGUUUCGCUUACUCAAUGCUGUCUUCUAUGAUCUUGAUAUCUUUAUAUGUUUGCAGAGGGUAUACACAGUAGCGAUAAUGUGUAUCUUAUUUAAUUUUUGACACUUGACAUAGUAAGGAUAAUGUUUGUAUUUUUGUGAAUGAAAAUUUAAAAUAAAUUCGCGUGGCCCGUGUGCAUCAUGUUUUAGUGACAAGAAUAAUUUACGAUGUUGUACCGUAGGCAUGAUUGUUAUUUUAAUAAUAAUAAUAAUUUAUUUGUUAGAAUACAUUUUCUAUUUAUUAAUAGAUAUUAUUUAGUA
Molecule: messenger RNA, 4935 nt
Organism: Pieris rapae (cabbage white)
Lineage: Eukaryota; Metazoa; Arthropoda; Insecta; Lepidoptera; Pieridae
Gene: rk
Product: lutropin-choriogonadotropic hormone receptor
Exons: 17
Coding region: 121-3375 (1084 amino acids)
Biological process (GO): G protein-coupled receptor signaling pathway
Cellular component (GO): membrane
Molecular function (GO): G protein-coupled receptor activity; protein-hormone receptor activity; protein binding
Source: RefSeq, a predicted model, not a curated record